AUGAGCUUGAUAGUGUCUCCAUUCCUCUUGUUCGCUGUCUCGACUGCGGCUAUCGGGGGUGUCCUGUUUCUACUCUACGCUGCCUCGCAGUCCGGUCGGCGUGAUGCAUCACUGCCCCCGGGCCCGCCCACAGUUCCCAUCUUUGGCAAUGAAUUACAGAUUCCCAAGACCGAUGCGCAUUUUCAAUUCAUGAAAUGGGCCAACCAAUACGGCGGCAUCUUCUCGCUGAAACGGUUCAAAAACACAACGAUAGUCAUCAGCGACCGUAAGCUGAUCAAAGAGCUGGUCGACAAGAAGAGCAAUGUGUACUCGCACCGGCCCAAAUCCCUCGUCUCGCACCUCAUCACGCAUUCCGACCACCUACUCGUCAUGCAGUACGGGGACACGUGGCGUAUGCUCCGCAAGACGAUCCACCAGUACUUCAUGGAGCCGAACUGCGAGAAGGAGCACUGGAAGGUGCAGGAGGCGGAGGCGAAGCAGAUGUUGUACGACUUUCUCACGGCGCCGCAGGACCACAUGCUGCACCCGAAACGCUACAGCAACAGUAUCACCAACUCCCUCGUGUUCGGCAUUCGCUCCAAGACCGUCCACGAUGAGUACAUGGAGCGUCUCUUCUACCUGAUGGAAAAGUGGUCUCUGGUGCAGGAGCUGGGCGCCACGCCACCCGUCGACGACUUCUGGCUGCUUCGCAUGCUGCCACAGUGGAUGACGGGCCAUUGGCGUCACCGGGCGCUGGAGGUCGAGAACCUGAUGCAGUCGCUGUAUAAGCAGGUGCUGGACCAGGUGCGCGACCGCCGCGCCCAAGGCAUCCAGCGAGACUCGUUCAUGGACCGCGUGCUGGAUCGGCUGGAGAAGGUGCCACUGUCGGAAAGCCAGCUGCGGUUCCUCGGGGGCGUGCUGAUGGAAGGGGGCUCGGAUACUUCCUCCUCGCUGAUUCUGACCAUCAUCCAGGCAAUGACCAAGUUUCCUGCCGUGCAGGCUCGGGCCCACGCGGAAAUUGAUCGCGUGGUCGGAGCGGACCGAUCGCCGGCCUGGUCGGACGCUGCGCAGUUGCCGUAUAUUAACUGCAUCAUCAAGGAGGCGCACCGCUGGCGACCCGUCAGUCCGCUGGGGGUGCCGCACGCUGUGGCGCAGGAUGACGAGAUCAACGGCAUGGUGCUUCCCAAGGGCGCCACGGUCGUGCUGAACGUCUGGGCCAUGCAUCACGACCCCAAGCGGUGGCCGGAGCCGGACCGGUUCGAGCCUGCGCGCUUCGAGGAUUUCCCUGCCUUGGCGCCCACCUACGCCGCGUCGGGUGAGUGGGACAAGCGCGAUCAUUAUGGCUACGGCGCCGGCCGCCGCAUCUGUCCGGGCAUCCAUCUUGCAGAGCGGAACCUGUUCAUUUGCGUCGCUAAACUGCUUUGGGCGUUCGAGUUCACGCAGCCCGUGGGCAGUUACAGCGACAUCGACCCGGAAUCGGGGGCCAGUCAGGGGUUUCUGCAUUGCCCGAAGGAGUAUGGCUGUGGAGUCCGAUUGCGGGCACCGGAGAAGAGAGACACUAUUGUCAGGGAGUUUCAAGAUGCGCAGGAGGUGUUCGCCCGAUUUGAUUAGUGUGGCACCGAUAUGGUUUGGUGCUUCGUGUUGAGGGAAGGGGAAGGUCUAAGCGUCUCGUAUUUAUGCAUAAGUAUAGUUCGAAUGUCAGCCUCGUUGUUGGUCAGCCUAGACUCAUGCAUAUUGCGGUGGGAAGCGGGGGUUAUCUAAUGCAUGUCUUAAGGCUUCCUGCAGAUGAAUCUACUUCGGGA
This is a messenger RNA of Aspergillus homomorphus CBS 101889, 1781 nucleotides long. RefSeq names its product cytochrome P450. The transcript is spliced from 4 exons. Bases 1 to 1590 code for a protein of 529 amino acids. Gene Ontology annotation, molecular function: iron ion binding; heme binding; monooxygenase activity. The record is from RefSeq and is a predicted model, not a curated record. NCBI's taxonomy places the organism in Eukaryota, Fungi, Ascomycota, Eurotiomycetes, Eurotiales, Aspergillaceae.